CGGCAUUAGUUGAAUUGUUCUAUUCGUGCGGUGAGGACGAGCGUUUCUGCGUGCAUAAAGAAAUUUUUAUUGUAAAAUAAAAUUUUAAUUGCAGUAUUUGAGAUUUUUUAAAUAGUAAUUUAUUGUGAAAUUAAAUAUUACAAAGAUGCCAGAAGAAUGUGAAACCUUUGCUUUCCAAGCUGAGAUUGCUCAGCUUAUGUCGUUGAUCAUCAACACAUUUUACUCCAACAAGGAAAUCUUUUUGCGUGAAUUGAUUUCUAAUGCGUCUGAUGCUCUCGACAAGAUCCGUUAUGAAUCAUUGACUGAUCCAACCAAAUUGGAAUCAGGCAAGGAACUCUACAUUAAAUUGAUUCCAAAUAAGACUGCUGGUACUCUGACCAUCAUCGAUACUGGUAUUGGUAUGACUAAGUCAGAUUUAGUUAACAAUUUGGGUACAAUUGCCAAGUCAGGCACAAAGGCUUUCAUGGAAGCUCUACAAGCUGGUGCUGAUAUAUCUAUGAUUGGUCAAUUUGGUGUAGGUUUUUACUCUGCCUAUUUGGUUGCUGAUAAAGUGACUGUAACAUCAAAACACAAUGAUGAUGAGCAAUACAUUUGGGAAUCUUCUGCUGGUGGUUCAUUCACUGUUCGUCAUGACAACUCUGAACCAUUGGGACGUGGUACUAAGAUCGUACUCUAUGUUAAAGAAGAUCAAACUGAAUAUUUAGAGGAGAACAAAAUUAAAGAAGUUGUUAACAAGCAUUCUCAAUUCAUUGGUUAUCCAAUUAAAUUGUUGGUUGAAAAGGAGCGUGAUCAAGAAGUAAGCGACGAUGAAGGCGAAGAAGAUAAGAAAGAAGAAGAAAAGAAAGAUAUGGAUACUGAUGAACCAAAAAUUGAAGACGUUGGUGAGGAUGAAGAUGAAGACAAGAAAGACAAAGAAGACAAGAAGAAGAAAACAGUCAAGGUUAAAUAUACCGAAGAUUUGGAAUUGAAUAAAACUAAACCAAUUUGGACACGCAAUCCUGAUGAUAUUUCUCAAGAAGAAUAUGGUGAAUUCUACAAAUCAUUGACUAAUGAUUGGGAAGAUCAUUUGGCUGUUAAACACUUCUCUGUUGAAGGUCAAUUGGAAUUCCGUGCUUUGUUGUUUGUACCACGUCGUACACCAUUCGAUCUUUUCGAAAACCAAAGGAAACGCAAUAACAUCAAGUUGUACGUUCGUCGUGUAUUCAUUAUGGACAACUGUGAAGAUCUCAUUCCUGAAUAUCUUAACUUCAUUAAGGGUGUUGUCGAUUCUGAGGAUUUACCACUUAAUAUUUCACGUGAAAUGUUGCAACAAAACAAAGUAUUGAAAGUCAUUCGCAAAAAUUUGGUUAAAAAAACUAUGGAAUUGAUUGAAGAAUUGACUGAAGAUAAAGAACAAUACAAGAAGUUCUACGAUCAAUUCAGCAAGAACUUGAAAUUGGGUGUACAUGAAGAUAGCAACAACCGUGCUAAAUUGGCUGAUUUCUUACGUUUCCACACCUCAGCUUCUGGUGAUGAAAUUUGCUCAUUGUCUGACUACGUUUCACGUAUGAAGGAUAUUCAACAACACAUCUAUUUCAUCACUGGUGAAUCUAAAGAACAAGUUACUAAUUCUGCCUUUGUUGAACGCAUCAAGGCCCGUGGCUUCGAAGUUGUUUACAUGACUGAACCAAUUGAUGAAUAUGUUAUUCAACACUUGAAGGAAUACAAAGGUAAACAAUUGGUAUCUGUUACCAAGGAAGGUUUGACUUUGCCUGAAGAUGAUGCCGAAAAGAAGAAGCGUGAAGAAGACAAGGCUAAAUUUGAAAACUUGUGCAAGGUUAUGAAAUCAAUUUUGGAUAACAAAGUUGAAAAGGUUGUCGUAUCUAACCGUUUGGUCGAUUCACCAUGUUGUAUUGUUACAUCACAAUUUGGUUGGUCCGCUAACAUGGAACGUAUUAUGAAGGCACAAGCACUUCGUGAUACCUCAACCAUGGGCUAUAUGGCUGGUAAGAAGCACUUGGAAAUCAAUCCUGAUCAUGCUAUUAUUGAAACUUUACGCGAAAAGGCUGAAGCUGAUAAGAACGACAAAUCUGUUAAGGAUUUGGUUAUUCUCUUAUUCGAGACCUCAUUGUUGUCAUCAGGUUUCUCUUUGGACAGUCCACAAGUACAUGCUUCACGCAUCUACCGUAUGAUCAAGCUCGGUCUUGGUAUUGAUGAGGAGGAGCCAAUGGCUACUGAAGAAGUACCUGCUGCCAGCACUGUACCUCCACUAGUUGAUGACACUGAAGAUGCUUCUCACAUGGAAGAAGUCGAUUAAAUUCGUUAAUUUAACAACAUACAUUACCCAUACAACUUUAUUUUUUUUUACUUUUCAUAUAUUUUUUUUAAGUUCACUUCAAUACUUCAAAAAAUCGGACAUAAGAAUAGUUUUUUUAUUUAUUUUUUUCAGAAUGUCCAUUACAUUUUAUUUCAUAAUUUUUCACCGCGUUUUAAGCGGUUAUUCCUUACACC
This is a messenger RNA of Teleopsis dalmanni, 2490 nucleotides long. RefSeq names its product heat shock protein 83 (gene Hsp83). Lineage: Eukaryota; Metazoa; Arthropoda; Insecta; Diptera; Diopsidae. The transcript has 2 exons. Gene Ontology annotation, biological process: protein folding; cellular response to heat; protein stabilization. Gene Ontology annotation, molecular function: ATP-dependent protein folding chaperone; ATP binding; ATP hydrolysis activity. Bases 146 to 2296 code for a protein of 716 amino acids. Gene Ontology annotation, cellular component: plasma membrane; cytosol; perinuclear region of cytoplasm. The record is from RefSeq and is a predicted model, not a curated record.